GUGUGUGUGCAGCCUUCUUAAACCUGCUGCAACCUGCAGCGGUUCUUCGGUGGUUCCCGGCGGAGCGGAGCAUGUUGGCGUCUCCCGGACAGGUGAUGAUGAUGAUUAUGAUGAUGAUGGCCUGGGUUUGGAUCAGUUCGGUGACUCUAGCCCGCCUCAACACGGCACAGGAACCGCACCGGGACGCGGACGGAGCUCUGGCCAGCCUGGAGCCGCUGCUCCCGGACAUUGAACCGCCGGAAGAGCCGCUCAGCAGCAGAGGGUUUGUCCCGGUGCCGGUGUGGAGGUUCGUUAAAGUGUUGGAGCGUGGCGGCGAUGGCGGUGAUGAUGGAGAGGCGGUGGACCUGGGGCAGCCUCAGUACCGCUGCAGUGACGGAUCACUGUCUGUUCGCCUGUCGCUCAUCAGACACUCUGCUGUCAGUCUGGAGGACGGGACGAGGCUGCUGUCCCUGCAGGACGGAUGUCAGGCUUCUCUUCAGACCUUUAGACCCUGGCUGCUGAUAAACGUCCCGUAUACCAGCUGCCACAUGGAAUUAUGGGUUUCUAACGGAUCAUGGUUUCACCAGCUGAGACUGCGUUACUUCGACCAUCUGCUGCAGGAGACCGUAACUGGUGUGGCUGCCUGCGAGAAUCCUGCAACUUCGCUGCAACUGGCACCGCCGUUGGUGACCUGCAGAUCAACAGAUGUGAUUGUGAAACUGCCUCUUGGAGCAAGACUGACAAGAGUAAAAGCUCUUGGUAAACACGGUGUACUUGGGAAGACAGUCACAAUGAGCUCAGGUACCACGUACGUACAGAUAUCGGCACCAGCGAACAUGGAAUCCACUUUUGAAAUGAUUUACACCAACUCCGCAGGGGAAAUGUCUGCGAUGCUGGUGGCAUGUUUCAACACAGCAACACAAAGAGGGCGGGAUCGUCCCCGAAGAGCUCUGGAUGAACCCGACCUGUGGGAGCUUUGGAACUUUGAGGAGGUUCCUGUCGAACCAUUCCAGCCAGAAGUGACCACGACGACCCCUGAUUCAGCAGCAGUGACCACAAAACCAGUAACCACACAGUCGGCUGAUGCAGGAAUCUUUGAGCUAUGGGGGUUUAACAUAAUUCCUGAUGGACCAUUUACUGGCGACCAACCCCCCAGAGUUGCAACCACAAGCACGGCUCCACCUUGCAAAAGCACGGCUCCACCUUGCAAAAGCACGGCUCCACCUUGCAAAAGCACGGCUCCAACGACCACCAGUACGACUCCACCUUGCAAAAGCACGGCUCCAACGACCACCAGUACGACUCCACCUUGCAAAAGCACGACUCCACCUUGCAAAAGCACGACUCCACCUUGCAAAAGCACGACUCCAACGACCACCACAACUGCUGCCUCCUCCACCACAACUGGCGUCUCCUCCACCACAACUGGCGUCUCCUCCACCACAACUGGCGUCUCCUCCACCACAACUGGCGCCUCCUCCACCACAACUGCUGCCUCCUCCACCACAACUGGCGCCUCCUCCACCACAACUGCUGCCUCCUCCACCACAACUGGCGUCUCCUCCACCACAACUGGCGUCUCCUCCACCACAACUGGCGUCUCCUCCACCACAACUGGCGUCUCUUCCACCACAACUGGCGUCUCUUCCACCACAACUGGCGUCUCUUCCACCACAACUGGCGUCUCUUCCACCACAACUGGCGUCUCUUCCACCACAACUGGCGCCUCUUCCACCACAACUGGCGCCUCUUCCACCACAACUGGCGUCUCUUCCACCACAACUGGCGUCUCUUCCACCACAACUGGCGUCUCCUCCACCACAACUGGCGUCUCCUCCACCACAACUGGCGUCUCUUCCACCACAACUGGCGUCUCUUCCACCACAACUGGCGUCUCUUCCACCACAACUGGCGUCUCUUCCACCACAACUGGCGUCUCUUCCACCACAACUGGCGUCUCCUCCACCACAACUGGCGCCUCUUCCACCACAACUGGCGCCUCUUCCACCACAACUGGCGCCUCUUCCACCACAACUGGCGCCUCUUCCACCACAACUGGCGCCUCUUCCACCACAACUGGCGUCUCUUCCACCACAACUGGCGCCUCUUCCACCACAACUGGCGCCUCUUCCACCACAACUGGCGCCUCUUCCACCACAACUGGCGCCUCUUCCACCACAACUGGCGCCUCUUCCACCACAACUGGCGCCUCUUCCACCACAACUGGCGCCUUCCACCACAACUGGCGCCUCUUCCACCACAACUGGCGCCUCUUCCACCACAACUGGCGCCUCUUCCACCACAACUGGCGCCUCUUCCACCACAACUGGCGCCUCUUCCACCACAACUGGCGCCUCUUCCACCACAACUGGCGCCUCUUCCACCACAACUGGCGACUCUUCCACCACAACUGGCGUCUCUUCCACCACAACUGGCCCUAA
Epinephelus fuscoguttatus (brown-marbled grouper) is the source of this 2420-nucleotide messenger RNA. RefSeq names its product mucin-5AC-like. The record is from RefSeq and is a predicted model, not a curated record. Bases 72 to 2420 code for a protein of 782 amino acids. The transcript is spliced from 6 exons. NCBI's taxonomy places the organism in Eukaryota, Metazoa, Chordata, Actinopteri, Perciformes, Serranidae.